AUGGACCCCAAGUUAGCCGUGCAGCAGGCCUCGAGCCCGGAACAAGCCAAUUUUUACCAUGACUUUGAGAGGUUUGCGGCAAAUUUGCUGGCACCCAAGUUCUACGUCAAAUUGACGUCCCGCUACCAAUUCUCCGACCAGUACAAUGACAUGUGGAACGAGUCCUGGGCCGAGUAUGACGCAUUCGAGGAGAGGAGAGUGGCCCUUGGCGCCCACCGGCUGGACUUUCAGGAACCUCUGGAGGAUUGGAGGCGGGCAGACGACAAGUUGCGCCGCGAAUACUCUCCAAACCAGGUCGGCAUCUUCGGCAAGGUGCCCCUAUAUUACGCCCUUCAUCUCUACAUCGUGGAGACCUCGAAGGAGGAUCUCCAAGUUGAUAGGCUGUACUCGUGGAAGAUGGCCAUGCGCGACUGGAAUCGCUUCAGAGAACUCUACGGGUCCUCUGACAAGUUCCGUGCGGAGCUAUCUCCAAUCCAAAAAACGUCAUUCGGCAUCCUCGACGACUGGUGGAACUCUCGGUACUCGCCAAAGAGAGACAUCGAUGCAUUUCUUGCGUCCGUGGAGGAGCUUUGUCAAAGGGCAUCGAUUACACCGCCGACGUCGUCCGAUUUUUUUCACGAGUGGACGUGCCAUUCCCACUACCAUACCGCCUGUCUUGAGCUCUUCUUUCGCGAAUUCCAUGCCAUGGAGUGGGAGCCGCAUAUCCCCCGGCCCAAACUUCUCAACCUGAUGGCCUGCAGACGAGGCGCGGCGCGGCACGCCAUACAUAUGCGCUUUUCCUGGGCAACCUACAGAUCUCUUGUUCUGAGGAGCCCUACAAACGAAAACGAGCCGGCCCUUCCAGCGUACGUCCAGCCGGUACGAGAGACGGACGGGUGGAAAAACAACAUCUUCUUCCAGGAGCCGCCCAUGGGCGACAUCUCCCGCGACGCUUACGCAUUGAUGUUGGACGUCGCCACCGAUCCUCCGCGCUAUCUGUGGGAUGUGAAGGCCAAGCAAACGGUUCGGACGAGCGACUUCGCGAAGUGCCCUGACUACGUGUGUGUCAGCCACACCUGGGGGCGGUGGACUUGCCGGCCGCCGAAGCUUGUGCGUGUCCCCAACGUGCCGUGGGAGAUCAAGGCGAACACCUUGUAUGACGUUCUCGACGUCCCAGAAAUGCUUCUUGGCCUCAAGGCGGACUACGUCUGGCUCGACCUCUUUUGCCUACCGCAGAAUGACUCCCCGGAGCACCAUGCCGAGGUCGCCAACCAGACUGCCAUCUUUAGACGAUCCAAAGCAUGCGUGGCGUGGCUGAACGACGUCGAGGAGUGGAAAGUCACAGCCGCUGCUCUCGACGAUAUCGGGCUCCGGUACCUGCAGAACACUUGCAACCACCCGGAUCUAGAGGUGAGCGAUGAGAUUCGCCAAGAGACUCACCGAAGGGCAAGGGCCCAACCUGAACUCCUGAAGCCUGGAACGAGCGUGGAGCCGUCUAGCUGGUUCUCUUCCCUUUGGACGCUUCAGGAGACUGUCCUGUGUCCGAAUCUGCAGCUGUGCACCAGAACUAUGGAGACGCUCAGUGACGGAACUGGGACGCCGGUGUCCCUGUCCACGCUCCUUACCCUCGUUGAUUUGCCCAAAACCCCAUCCGGAGUCCGCACCAAGCAGCUCAUUAGCGUGGGUAACACGUCUGGAAGUCAAAUCCCAGAUGCUUGCCUGGCACUCAGCCGACUGUCGCAUAAGACGCAGCUCGGCUGGGUCCUCAGACAACUAACCCCCAUCGACGUCAUGAUCAACGCCAACCUCCGUGUAUGUAAGCGGUCCCGCGCAGUGGCCAUCAUGUCGGCUCUUGAUGUCGUGGAUUGGUACAAGGAGUGCAAGCCGGACAAGGACGGCAAGGUCAGUAGUACGGGACAUGACGAUGACGUGCUCGUGCUCGAGACGUUUCCCCUCUCGUUCAUUCGCGAAGCCGCCAGCAAGUUGGGGUCGUCCUUCUACUCGGCCCUGACGGACGUCAACGCCUACCGCAUGGAGAAGUUUGACACCUUGACCGGGUUCGGCGACUAUCAAGUCGGCAGCAUGAUGCCCUUCACCAAGAACCACGGGUGGGUUUCCUCGGUGUAUGCGGCCGCUCCAGUGUCCCAGCUGAGGAGGAGGGAUCACGAGGCAGUGGCCGGCUGGGUGAUCCAGGAAAACUCUGGCGUGCGAAUUCGUUAUGCCGGCAUCUUGGCUUCGUCCGAGGACCCUCUGAAGAACGAAGAGGCUCCCAUCAAGGCUCUCGUCACUACCAUAGGCAGAGAGAGGGAGGAGGGAAGUGGGAGAGGUAGGAUGAUGCUCAAGAAGGAUCCCGACACGGACCUGCGCUCCAAGCUUCGGGAAUUGGCUGGUAAGAAAUCUGUCUACUAUGCCGUGGUCCUGUCCGACGACUUUGGACUGCAGUUUGGUUUGCUGCUCCAGACGGCCAAAAUACGGCUCCCCACACCAGGGAUCAAGAGAUAUCUGUGCAAGGUUGGCAUCUUCUGGACCCAAAGCAGGAUGGACACGGUGCCAAGCACAAAAGUAAACUGGGUCGUGGCAUAA
Purpureocillium lilacinum is the source of this 2562-nucleotide messenger RNA. RefSeq lists its product as uncharacterized. The record is from RefSeq and is a predicted model, not a curated record. NCBI's taxonomy places the organism in Eukaryota, Fungi, Ascomycota, Sordariomycetes, Hypocreales, Ophiocordycipitaceae.